Messenger RNA from Durusdinium trenchii, 1997 nucleotides. The record is from the annotation of a GenBank genome assembly. NCBI's taxonomy places the organism in Eukaryota, Dinophyceae, Suessiales, Symbiodiniaceae.
CGGAAUUGGUCCAAUCGACCCGGAGACCCGGUCGACUGCCUCGGCCGCGGGCGGGUGUCGCCCAUCCGCCGCGGGCGUUGCCGAGCGGAUGGCGUCCAACUGGGCGGGGAAGGUCCGAAGCGGCUGAGACAUGCCCAUGGAGUACAGUUUGUGGUUCUCAGGCUUGAGCGCAUGUGGUGCCCUUGCUGCUUGCUUCCUGACCCUCCUGGGCAUGCUGACGCCCUGGUGGACCAUGUCGGAGCCGGACGAACUAGCGCCCAUCAUCACCGAGGUGUCACUGUGGACCACCAAUACCCGCUGGACCUUGCGCAUGGACGGUGGUGUGGAAACCCACACGGGCUGCGACUACCGCUGUAACAAGGCGCGCUUCACCAAGCCGAGGGUCUACUCGAAGUGCCAAAGUUGGGAAGACAUCAAGGAAUGGGCUCCAGAGCUGUGUAGCGCUGGUCUGGGCAGUCGCGCGGAGAGCCUGGUGACCACCACCACCGCAGAGCCCAUCCUCUACGGCUCCGAUGGGCUGCCGCUCGGGGAUCGCGGUCAACCGUUGGAAGAGCCCUACAACUUUGACAAGGAGACCAAUGUAGAUGUCUUCCAGAAUCCGGACAUCCCCUACACUUUGAAGCCGCCGGUGGCGCCCAAUACCAUUCCGAUCUCCACCUACAGGCCCUACCAGUUCGGGGCGGCGACGACCACCGUGACCGCCUUCUUCACCUACACCAUCACCCGUGUCACCAGCACGGUGCCUCCUGGAGGAGCAACCGCACAGGUGACCCCGAUCCCCGUUGCGACCACGCCGAUGCUGGGCGCAGCCUUCUGUGCACAACCCACCUGGGAGGAGAGGACCACUGCGCCCUACACGGAGUGGGAGUUGAACUUCGAAUUGCCACUGGAGAUCAUGGACCGGAUCUUUGCCCAGCUCAAUCCCUUCUUCGCUCAGGUGCCGAAAUGGCUCUUCACGCAACGGCCCCUGCGCAACGAGCAGGUUCGCCUGGUGUGGGAGGCCUAUGUCCAACGGUCUCCGCAGAUGAAAUGGCUGGGCCGUUGGCCUUGCCCCUCCGUGCCCGCCCGUCAGCUGCACUCAUGGAUCUACAGCGGCACCGUGGACCCCUUCCUGGUGCAACUGGGUGAGGAGGCUCUGAUGCCGCCCAACACCAAACCUGCGGAAUGGAGUGACUGGGCCUUGAAGGAGGCUUGGGAGAUCGAGCUCUUAGACCUGACCACCACCACUCUGGCGACGCUCCGGACUCUACAGCCGCGCACCACGCCUGCGGCGGAGCCCAACACAGCGCCGCCGACGGCGGCACCCAUGCUGCCACCGGAGCCCGAGGCCUAUCCUCCAGAUGUGACCUCCUUUGUUUCCUGUCAUUUGGCUGUCUUCGACAUGCAGAAGAGCGCCGAGGGGCCCUUCGCAUGGUUCGAGACCGAGGAUCCCUGCUUGGUCUCGGGGAACUUCGAGAAGAUCUGGAUCGCCAAGGGAUGCAUGUUCUUAGCGGUCAUCAUUUCAAUGGCCCACAGCUUCCCAGCGAUGGUGCUCUUCCUGGGAGCCAAGCAGAGGUUCGCAUGGCGCUUCCCGCAGCAGACAGGGAUGUUUAUGGCCACAGGCUGCGCCUUCUUCCAAAGUGUCGCUGUCAUUACUGCGGCCACUUCCGUGGUGAAGCCGGGCCUCAACGGUAUCGGCUUUUGGUCGACGAUCUGCGGCAUCUUGGCCAGCAUCACCUCCGCCACCUUCUGCAAGCUCUCAAAGGCGACCCUGAACAUGGAGGAGCCACCGGCACCGACCUCGGCCACCGUGGCGAUGGGAACCCGGGGGAUAGAUGCCUGGUCCCAACAAACCGCCGCUCAAGUGGAUUGGGCAAACAAGGAGUCCAAGAAGUCGACGCGUCGGGUCUAUCCAGAGACGGAGGGCAUGACCAGCGCUUCAAAUUGGACCUAUCCACAACCAGUGGUGAGUUAGCGCAGAGAGCUUUCUAGCUGCUGUUCAAGGUCUUUCAGCCGAA